UCACAGACGAGCCUAGCGGGGUAAGCAAAUCCAAAGAGGAUGUGCACAUCACGAUCACGCCAUCAUCUUCUACCACAUGUCGUAGAAGCCGGUAGUAAUGGGAAACGUAAGACGUUGAUCUUAACUGGUGUUAAUUGCAUCGUUUUAUAUGUGCUAUUAUCAAGUGCUCUUAUUUCUAUGCGGACUGCAACUGAAAUCUGAAACCGACCGUCUUUUUUUCUUAGUUUUACAAGUGUACCUCUCCAGGAAACGUUCAUUCAAAGCGCUACAUAUGUCGAAGGCAUCCGUUCUUUUGAUAUAAAUUAGAAUCGUUUAUGUCUCACUGCAAAAGUUGAUUUUGUCAUAAUGGUGGCUGGUGAGUUGCUUCAAGAGCAACAUGUUCUGCCCGACAGUACACCUGACUGCAGUGUCACUGCCUGCGAGACGCCAGACGAGGACAGCUGUUAUAGGGAUCUUUCCGAUGGACCGGCUCUUGUAACUGUGGAUCCAAAGGUGCUGGAACAGGAGCUUCUUCCACCGGACGAAAAAGAGGCGAUGCUUCCCAGCGAGCAGAAUGAGAAACCCCUGGAAACGAAACUGUACUGGAGCAGGUUCGCGGUGCUGGCGGUGUUCAGCCUCUAUUCGCUCGUCAACGCAUUUCAGUGGAUCCAGUACAGCAUCAUCGUCAACAUUUUCACGGACUAUUACAAUGUAACAAACAUUAUGGUCGACUGGCUCUCUGUGGUCUAUAUGGUCGUGUACGUGCCUUUGAUCUUUCCCGCGACGUGGCUGUUGGAUAAGAAGGGACUGAGGAUGACAGCGUUACUAGGAGCCGGCUUGAACGGCGUAGGUGCGUGGGUGAAAUGCGCCAGUGUGAGGCCCGACCUGUUCUGGGUCACCAUGAUCGCACAGAUCAUAUGUUCUGUGGCACAGGUGUUUAUCCUAGGUCUCCCCUCCAGAAUCGCGUCGGUUUGGUUCGGGCCGAGAGAAGUUUCCACGGCGUGUGCUACAGCUGUGUUGGGCAACCAGCUUGGUGUAGCAAUAGGUUUUCUGCUCCCACCUGUACUGGUACCGAACACACCAGAUGACAAAGAGCUCAUGGGCCACAACAUCAGCAUAAUGUUCUAUGGGACAGCUGGAGUUUCAACUCUUUUGUUUCUUUUAACAGUGUUUGUCAUCAAGGACAGACCUCCAAUGCCAUCCAGCAAGGCGCAAGCUGUUCUCUCUGGAAAUCCAUCUGAAGAGUAUUCAUACAAGAAAUCAAUCAUCAACCUCUUCAAAAACAAGCCCUUCCUUCUGCUCCUUAUCAGUUAUGGCAUCAUGACAGGGUCGUUCUACUCUGUAUCUACCCUCCUCAAUCAAAUUAUAAUUUAUCACUAUCUGGGUGAAGAGAUAAAUGCAGGCAGAAUUGGCUUGACUUUGGUGGUGGCUGGAAUGGUGGGCUCCAUACUGUGUGGACUCUGGUUGGAUCGUACUAAAACUUACAAAUUGACAACAUUGAUUGUCUACAUUCUGUCGUUCAUCGGAAUGGUGGUGUUCACAUUCACGCUGGACUUGGGACAUCUCUCUGUGGUCUUCUUUACCUCUGGGGUCCUGGGGUUUUUUAUGACUGGUUACCUUCCCAUUGGCUUUGAAUUUGGUGUUGAAAUUACAUACCCCGAGUCGGAGGGAACAUCAUCUGGUCUUCUGAAUGCAUUUGCACAGGUCUUUGGCAUCAUUUUUACUCUCAUCCAAGGACGGCUCACGACAGACUACUGCCCACUCAUUGGAAACAUUUUCUUGUGUGCUUGGAUCCUCCUUGGCAUUGUUCUGACAGCUUUGAUUAAAUCAGACCUCAAAAGACAUGACAUCAAUGUGGGAAACAUUAACAAAGGACAAGAGGUUCCCACUGAGCAGCCUUUGGAAAAAGCAUCCAGUGGCAUCAAGUCAGAGUCCUCCAGCUUGCAUCAUGAGACCUCAAUUUAACUCUUAAAUGUCUACAAUUGCACAUCAAACAUCACUACAACAGAUCAUAGACUUUCCUGAGAUUACUUGACAUCUCCUUUUUUGCUGUAAUGUAAUAGUGUGGUAUAAAACAUUUUUGAGUGAAAAUGGCCAGUGAUGCCACGUUCACAUGUCGUUAACGGGCUAACCUACUCAGAAAUGAAAAUUCUGUCAUAAUUUACUCAUUUUGAGAACACGUAUGACUUUGUCUCCUGUCGAACACAAAAUAUAUUAGGUGGCCUCAGUCACCAUUCACUUUCAAUUGAUGGAAAAAAGAUGCAAUGACUGCCUAACAUCUUUUGUGUUCCAUCGGAAGUCAUACAGGUUUGGAGAAACAAGAGGGUGAGUAAAUGAUGACAGAAAUUACAUUUUUGUCUCAAUUAUCACUUGAAUUCUUCCUGCUAAUCUAGGUUGUAUAGCACAGUGUGGAUAAACAAUCUAGUAAGUAUACAGUACAUGCAUGACAGUUUUUAUUUAAGAACUAUGGACCAAAAUUGUGGUAUGGAAUAGGGCUGAAAAUGCCCAUAUGCACAAUCCUGUUAGUAUGACAGAAACAGCACAUUGCGUAUGCAUAUCUGAUUGCUAUGUCUCAAAGGACGUUUCUAACUCAGUGUGAUACUAUGAGGUUACAUUUUCAUUUUUAACAUCUGCUGUAUUGGAGGACAUCUACAUGUAAUUAUUCUACAUGUCUGUUUUGAGUGAAGGCCAUAAAUUCCUAUUUUUAUGUAUUCAGGAUGAUGAAGAAUUCCCCUGCUUUAAAACAAUAUUCUUAAAAAAAAUAAAUAAAUAAAUAAAUAAAAAUGGAAGUGCGUGAGUAAGCAUAGUGAGUGCUUUAAAAAAAAUCACCAAAUAUGAUGAGACACUGUGAUGUAAUGUCAAAUGCUUAUGCUACUAAACAGCUUAACAAGUUUCAUCAUUGCAUUUAUAAAAUCAGAAGCACAAAUUAUACUUGCUUUACUAUUUUCAAGAUAGCACAAAUCAACCUAUAAGCAUAUGUACAAAGAAGAAUGUAUUUCCUCCAAAAAGGAAUGUGACGUAUUUGUAAGAGUAAUACUGUGUGAUCAUUAGUGAGGUUCAAUGAAAAAAUGCCUCAGAAAUGUGGUAGAAAGAAGCACUAUUAUUUUAAUGAUGCAAUCAUUUUAUAACCCUAGUUUUGCUUUCAGUACUGUAAAAAUGUUUUUAUUAUUAUUUAGAUGCAUAUUUAUUGGCUUUUUCAGAGUUGUUUUUGUAUUUAUUAAUUUUUGGCAUACAUUUCUACUGUUUCUACAUAGUAAACAUAUUAGUUAAUGAAGGCAGCUGUGAAAACCAUUGGUUCACACUAUUGUCAUAAAUGUCACUGGGAAAUUAAUUGUCAAGUAAAAGCCUGCACUCAUUGUUUAAUCGUGCUUUGCUAUUAAUUGGAUUACACUCUGAACAUUGGAGGUGCACGAGUGUCUCAUGAUUCCAUGCAACUGUAAAAUAAUAUGCAAUGUAGCUUAUGGAAAUUGCAUUUUUUUUUUCUUUUUUUUUUUCUGUACAGCUCUUUAUUGCUUUGUAUCACGUUCCAUUAAACAGUUGAAACAACUCUGACUUAGAUGUUGAAUUUUUAAAUAAUA
Messenger RNA from Myxocyprinus asiaticus (Chinese sucker), 3557 nucleotides. Its product is annotated as feline leukemia virus subgroup C receptor-related protein 1-like. The transcript has 10 exons. The coding region runs from base 346 to 1944 and encodes 532 amino acids. Gene Ontology annotation, cellular component: membrane; mitochondrion. Gene Ontology annotation, biological process: mitochondrial transport; transmembrane transport; heme export. Gene Ontology annotation, molecular function: heme transmembrane transporter activity; heme binding. NCBI's taxonomy places the organism in Eukaryota, Metazoa, Chordata, Actinopteri, Cypriniformes, Catostomidae. The record is from RefSeq and is a predicted model, not a curated record.